This is a messenger RNA of Entrophospora candida, 1077 nucleotides long. NCBI's taxonomy places the organism in Eukaryota, Fungi, Glomeromycota, Glomeromycetes, Entrophosporales, Entrophosporaceae. The record is from the annotation of a GenBank genome assembly.
AUGAAAAAAAAACCAUUCAACAGUCCUAAUCAUCAUCAAAUUAUUAAAAAACCUAUAGCAGAAGAGGGAGCAAGAAUAACACAGAGGUCUGAACGAUUUCGUGAAUCACUUGAUCAAUCACAAUUGGAAAGAGUUGGUAUAAAACAUGACCACAGAAAAAUAUUAUCGAAACAAAAGGCUCCAGUGCAAUAUUUUGAUGUUGUGGAUGAUUUUUUAGAUGUUUUCGAAAUUUAUAUCGACACACAAAUUUCAAUAGAUAAUCUCAAUAAACUUCCUUUAAGUAUUAAUGACAGCAUUAAUAAUAACAAGAGACUUCUUGCAAGAGAUUUCUUCAACGAACAUUCACCACCAAUAAGGCUUAAUACUUUAUACCAAAAACAAUACGAGAAAGAACCAGAUAAUGUUGAUUAUUCAUUUGAAAAUGUUGCCGACUUGGAAUUAUCAUCACCCUUUAGAUCCAAAAAUAAAAAUUCAAGGCAGAAUAGUAUUCACGAUAUUGAGAUGAUAGAAGACAACACAGAAAUUAGACCAAGAUCAAGAUCAAUGAGUAUAGCAAGUUCUAUGUCAGAUUUAAUGGAGGUCGAUGACCAUAUUUCAGAUGAUAGGCCAAUUAAUGAGAAUAUUAAGCCGACGUCAGUCUUUGAAUCACAUGAUAAAAAGUUAGAAGUAGUUUCAGGCGAAAAAAAAGUGAUUGGUAAGGAUCCUCAACUGCCUGAACUGUCUCACAAGGAAACUGUAGCAGAGGAACAAGGCGAUCAAAAACAAAAGAAAGAUGAAGAAAUAAAAUGGAAGGUUUUUAAAGUAUCAGGACCACCAUCAUGUAUAAAUCUUCAUGAAGAGAUAAAAAAAUUACCAGUGUUUCCAGGAGAUAAAAAACGUGAAGAAAAACGUAAACAACGCAUUUCCAACUAUAAAAGGUGUAAUAUUAAGUUCACGUCAUUAAGAAUGCUUGAAAAGCAGAGAAGAAAAACUGACAAAGAGAGAAUUAUCAAUCAAAUGCGAAACAUAAAAACAAUAUUGAGGGAAUUGGAUAGAAAAGAUAUGCAAGGAUAUAAACCUGGUACCAAAGCUUUAUAA